ACUUGGGGCGCUGCUGCGCGAGUUUUUGUCAUUCUCCAUGGCUCGACGCAACAUAAAAUAACUUUUACACAUUCAGUUCGUGCCGAGAUGGCAUUUUUUCAAGUGUUUGUCCUGAGCAUCAUCAUUGUGGGAUCGCUGGGCAAGUCCUUCGGCAUACGGCGACUGUACGUGAACUUCCUCCUCAAGAUCUUCGAGUAUGGCCGUGUUAACAUUGAGACAGCCAAGAAGUCGCGCUACGAUGAUGUCAGCGCGGAGACGGACGACGAGGCGUCACUGACGUCGCAGACGAGCAUCGCGGCUGCUGAGCCUGGACAGAAAGUGAUGGUGAAUGGGAAUGGAUUCCUGGGGAAGCCGCAGCCGAAUGGAAAUCACUUGAUCUCACGCGAUCCGCUCAUCCUGGCGCCGGACGCUGAGUAUCAAUCGACGAAGAAGGAGCCGCCGAGGAAGAUCUCCAGCAGCAGUGACGAAUUCAAUGCUGAGGAGGAGAAGAACUUCGAGUUCAAUCUGGAAAAUUGCCUCGAUUACGUGAAGGCAGGAAUGGAGGCCAUAAUUGAGGACGAUGUCACGUCGCGAUUCGAGGCGGAGGAGCUGAAGAACUGGAAUCUUCUCACACGGACAAAUCGUCACUACGAGUUCAUCUCAUGGCGAUUGACGGUGAUUUGGAUGUGUGGAUUUUUCAUAAGAUACAUUGUCCUGAUGCCACUGAGAGUCCUUAUAUGCUUCUUUGGGGUUGCGUGGGCCGUAGUGUCGUUCGCCAUCAUUGGAUGCAUUCCAAUGAGGCGCCUGAGACGUCGUCUCAAUGAUGAGGCCUUUAAGAUAACAUUCAGAUUGAUAUCCAAUUCAAUAUCGGCCGUCAUAACAUUCCACAAUCCAGAGUUCCGACCGAGAAAUUGUGGAUUCUGCGUGGCAAAUCACACUUCACCAAUUGAUAUAUCAAUCCUGUCCACCGAUUGCACUUAUUCUCUGGUGAUGUGGCUGGUCAUUUGCACAGCUCUGGUGGGAUCCUUGCCAGACAAUGAUUUCAAGCGAUGGAUGGUGCCGCCAAUAUUGCGGCAUUGCUUCUCGAUAUUGGCCAGUUCGGUGUCCACAGUCAUCACGUAUCACAACGAGGAGAAUCGACCGCUGAAUGGAAUUUGUGUGGCUAAUCACACAACGCCAAUCGAUGCCCUCGUUCUCAUGCACGACAAUUGUUACUCACUGAUCGGGCAGCGACACGGCGGCUUUCUGGGUGUGCUGCAGCGCGCCUUGGCCAGAGCGUCGCCGCACAUUUGGUUUGAGCGCGCCGAGGCGAAGGAUCGCCUGGCGGUGGCGCAACGCCUGCGACAGCACGUCUCGAAUCCACGCAAUCCGCCGAUCCUCAUCUUCCCCGAGGGCACGUGCAUCAACAACACGUCUGUGAUGCAAUUCAAGAAGGGCAGCUUUGAGGUGGGCGGCGUGAUUUAUCCGGUGGCCAUCAAGUACGACGCGCGCUUCGGCGAUGCGUUCUGGAACAGCUCGCGCUACUCAAUGAUGCAGUAUCUGUACAUGAUGAUGACCUCGUGGGCGAUCGUGUGCGACGUAUGGUAUCUGCCGCCCAUGUUCCGGCAGGAGGGCGAGUCGGCGAUUGACUUCGCCAACCGCGUGAAGAGCGUGAUCGCGAAGCAGGGUGGUCUGGUGGAUCUCAUGUGGGAUGGCCAGCUGAAGCGGAUGAAGCCAAAGAAGGAGUGGCGACAGAAGCAGCAAGAGGAGUUCACCAAGAGACUCAAAGGCGAAUGAGGCGGCGAAGGUUGAUGAAGAGAAGAGGAGAAAGAGAUCCAGAGCAAGUCAUAAUGUGAUAAUUAGCCUAUUUUCUCUCGUCUUUUGUAAGCUCUGAUUUAGCUGUUUACUUUCUUCACUUGGUAGUUGCGCGACAAAGUGUCUUGUUUUUUGCCUGGUUAAAAUUGUUCUAGAAAACAAAGGAUAAAACACAAAAAUUCUUCCAUUUCUGGCUAAAUAAUUAAGUUUAAGACAGUGUGUGUGCGUGUUUUUUUUUCUUUGCCAGGGUGACUUCUUUAACUAAAAAGAAACAAAAGCUGUAAAGAUAAAAAAAAACUUUGUUAGUCAAAUUCUAUUUCUUUCUCUAUUCAAAGAAACCAAGAAUUUUCACAUUAUAAAUUGGCACAGAGUUCAAAUCAUGAUGAUUUGAUGUUUGUUUUUCAAAUAUUAGCACAAAAACUAAUAAGAUUAUAGUGAAAUAAAGUGAGAAAAUGUUGACAAGGAGCUUGAAAAAACCUGGUUUAUGAACAUUGCCAAUUAAAUACUCUAGAGAUUUGAUCAGAACAACUGGAAAUCUUUGCAAAAUUGAGUACAAAAAAGGAGUAAGAAUUGCAUGUUAAAAUGUAAUUGAGGUUGAACAUGAAUAGAUCAGGUUCGAAUCUUAUCGUCAAUGUCUUUUUGUGACUAUUUCUAACUAUAUUCCGUGUUCUAAUCAAAAAAUGUUCCAGAAACGUGAUUAUUAUUCUUUUUCUACAAGCAGAAAAAAAUGAUAAAUUAUAAGAGAAAAGUCAUUUGUACUGGAAAUUAUUUACCUUUGAUUUGAAACUCUGUUUAGAACUUUUUUUCUGGAAGUCUCCCUGCAAUAUAAUCUUAGUUUAGUGAGGAAAUAUUGUACAGAGAGAGAGAGAGAGAGAGAAAUGUUGAAAGGAUACACAAUAUUAAAGCUAGUCAUAGCGGUUUCAGCUGCUCGUCACACAACAAAUCACUUAACAGAAAUAUAGCAGAAAAAUUGAGAAAAAGAAAAAUGUCCAAGGAAGGGUUAAAAAAAAAAACAUAGAUUUUGCAUUCCAAUUGAGGUGGAUUUUCUUCUCGGAAGAAAACCAAGUGUUGCAAUUGAGGUAAAAAAAGGCCCGUCGAAAGAGCAGAAUUUUUUUAUACUCACACACGCUCCAUGAUUUGUUUCCCAGAUAAUUUAUCCUAUAAUUAAUUAUUUUUGUAGCAAAUAAAGAGAAAAAAAACUGUGUGAAAAGUUAAA
Molecule: messenger RNA, 2989 nt
Organism: Phlebotomus argentipes
Lineage: Eukaryota; Metazoa; Arthropoda; Insecta; Diptera; Psychodidae
Gene: Gpat4
Product: glycerol-3-phosphate acyltransferase 3
Exons: 7
Coding region: 88-1755 (555 amino acids)
Biological process (GO): triglyceride biosynthetic process
Cellular component (GO): endoplasmic reticulum
Molecular function (GO): glycerol-3-phosphate O-acyltransferase activity
Source: RefSeq, a predicted model, not a curated record